Messenger RNA from Impatiens glandulifera, 762 nucleotides. Its product is annotated as secreted RxLR effector protein 161-like. The transcript has a single exon. The record is from RefSeq and is a predicted model, not a curated record. NCBI's taxonomy places the organism in Eukaryota, Viridiplantae, Streptophyta, Magnoliopsida, Ericales, Balsaminaceae. Bases 1 to 762 code for a protein of 253 amino acids.
AUGGAUCAAAGUAAUCCGGUUCUAAAUCCUAUUGUUCCAGGUUGUAAACUUGGAAAAUCAGAAGAAGAAAAGAAGAUUGAUACUACUACUUAUAAACAGAUAGUGGGGAGUCUGAUGUAUUUAACCGCUACUAGACCAGAUAUUAUGUUUGUGGUAAGUCUUCUUACUAGAUUCAUGGACUGUCCUACUGAAUCACAUCUUGCUGCAGCAAAGAGAGUACUCAGAUAUUUAAAAGGAACAAUGGACUUUGGGAUUUUUUACAAGUCAAAAGGACAACAAAAUUUAAUUGCAUAUACUGAUAGUGAUUAUGCAGGGGACCUAAGUGAUAGGAAAAGUACUUCUGGAUAUGCUUUUAUGUUUUGUUCUGGAGUAGUAUCUUGGUCUUCAAAGAAACAGCCAGUAGUUUCAUUGUCCUCCACUGAAGCUGAAUUCAUUGUAGCUGCAUCGUGUGCUUGUCAAGCUGUAUGGCUUAGAAGGAUUUUUAAGGAAGUAAAACACGCUCCUGUUGGUGCUACCACUGUAUUCGGUGACAAUAAUUCAGUAAUCAAGUUAUCAAAAAAUCCUGUGAUGCAUGGACGAAGCAAACACAUUGAUGUCAGGUUUCAUUUUCUCCGUGAACUUACAAAAGAUGAAACUGUGAAUCUAGAGUAUUGCAAUACUAAAGAACAAAUUGCAGACAUCAUGACUAAACCGCUUAAGUUGGAUGCUUUUGAGAAACUACGAGAUUUGUUAGGUGUUUGUGUUGAUCCAAGUGUAAAUUGA